AUGACCGACAGUCUCGCGGACAAGCUCCAGGCGACAAGCUUGAAUGAUGACGAGUGGAAGAAGAACUUGAACAUUCCCACGAAAGACAACAGACAACAGACCGAGGAUGUCACCAACACCAAGGGCAUGGAGUUUGAGGACUUCGGACUCAAGCGAUCCUUACUGAUGGGCAUUUUCGAAGCUGGUUUCGAGAAGCCCUCGCCCAUCCAAGAAGAAAGCAUUCCAGUUGCGCUCACCGGGCGUGAUAUUCUUGCGCGCGCCAAGAACGGAACCGGCAAAACAGCUGCCUUCGUCAUCCCCGCUCUCCAAAAGAUCAACCCCAAAAUCAACAAGAUCCAGUGUCUUAUCCUGGUCCCGACCAGAGAACUCGCCAUGCAGACAUCCCAGGUUUGCAAGACGCUUGGAAAGCACCUCGGCAUCAACGUCAUGGUUACCACUGGUGGCACAGGCCUCCGCGAUGACAUUGUCCGUCUCCAGGACCCCGUCCAUAUUGUGGUCGGCACCCCGGGCAGAAUCCUCGAUUUGGCUGGAAAGCAGGUGGCGGAUUUGAGUGAAUGCCCCAUGUUCAUCAUGGACGAAGCUGACAAGCUUCUCUCGGCCGAGUUCACCCCCGUCAUCGAACAACUUCUCCAGUUCCACCCCAAGGAUCGCCAGGUCAUGCUGUUCUCAGCCACCUUCCCUAUUUCGGUCAAGGAUUUUUCUGAUAAGAACAUGAAAGAACCUUACGAGAUCAACCUCAUGGACGAGCUCACUCUGCGCGGUAUCACCCAGUACUACGCCUACGUCGAGGAGAAGCAAAAAGUGCACUGCCUGAACACCCUCUUUUCAAAGCUGCAGAUCAACCAGUCCAUUAUUUUCUGCAACUCGACCAACCGUGUCGAGCUUUUGGCCAAGAAGAUCACCGAGUUGGGCUACUCGUGUUUCUACAGUCACGCCAAGAUGCAGCAGCACGCUCGCAACCGUGUCUUCCACGACUUUAGGAACGGUGUUUGCCGCAACCUCGUCUGCUCGGAUCUUCUCACGCGUGGUAUCGACAUUCAGGCUGUCAAUGUGGUGAUCAACUUUGACUUCCCAAAGAAUGCCGAGACAUAUCUUCAUCGUAUCGGUCGCUCGGGCCGUUACGGCCAUCUUGGUUUGGCCAUCAACCUGAUCAACUGGGAUGACAGGUUCAACCUCUACAACAUUGAACGUGACUUGGGCACUGAAAUCCAGCCCAUUCCUGCCACCAUUGACAAGAGUCUCUACGUCUACGAGAAUCCCGAGUCGAUUCCUCGGCCCAUUUCCAACUUCAGGCCUGCUGGUAACCAGCAGCAGGGUCAACAGCAGCAGCCAGUGAACCCACCAACUCACCAGGCUCAACCCGCUGGUCCCCGCCCGGGAGGUGCUUCGGGAAACUGGCAGGGACGGGCUCCCCAGCAGAUUGAAGGCAAUCAGGCGUCAAACAGCUUCCAGCAGUUCCCGGACCAAGGCGGCCGGGCAACCAACACUGGUUUUGCGCCCCGCGGAGGGUACCAGUCCCGUGGAAACCCCGGCGGUCACCGGGGCAAUGGCCGAGGCCGCGGUGGGUUCCAGCAAACCCAGCCUUCUCGCUAUCCGACCCGCGGCGGUCGUGGUGGUCAGGGGCAAACCCCUAUUCAGCAGCCCCCUUCUGGGCCCAACUAAGGUGCUGAAACUCUUUCCUCUACGUGACGCAGGUGGGACACCAUGAGCAUGGCGUUACGUGUUUCUUCUGUUUAUUUUCCUUUUGGCAUUGUACAUAUUUUCUGCGCCUCUGGUCCGUCAACUCCCAACGGCCCCGGCGGCUUCAACCGUCGACCCUACCUUUCGCGACUGAUUUCUUCGAGGACACCUGCAUCUGCACCAGCACUCUCACACAGCAACAGCGCCCAGGCUACCAAGCAUUUUUAUGGCGCCUCAUCACACGAUCUCGAGCAAGAUCGGCUGUAUCAUACAUCACAACAACUAAUUUCUCUUCUUGCCCUCGGGCUUAAUCUCGAACAUCUUUCGUCGUCAUCGCGUUACAGUCAGCUUCUUCCUUGACGACUGGAAAUUCGCAGCGAGCGUCAGGGUUAGCACGCGGGUGGUUUGAAGUCUUGUAACAUUGUAUUGCGAUGUACUCGUUCAUUUUUUUGGCUGUUUUUCCCGCUCAGGUCCUCGCGUUAUUCGGCCUUUUCAUCACGUUUGCAGAGGCCCAGCCCCUGUUUUCGACUGGGACACAAUUUCUUCUUCAAGGAUAGGACGAGUUGGGCCAAGAUGCCCCUGGGGAAUGCAAUUUUUCCUUCACAAAAGUAUCAAAUGGCACGCGCAUGGACUUUGCAUGGUUGGUUGGAGCCCUCGAGGAGACGGUUGGGCUGGGAAGAAGGUGGUAUGAGCCUGGGUAAUGGGUUUUCCGGCGAGAUGGUUCAUAUACAACGGCGUUUGGGUCAUUUCACGGGUCUGGCUUAACUGGGAAUCGGCGUAUAUGGGAACUGGAGGUUCGGGCUGUUGGCGUUUGCCUGGUUGGGGAAAAGGCAUGGAGUUGUACCCAUAUUUUCCCUCGUGCUCCUGGAGGCAUUCGACGAUUUCCUUGUUGUCAUUUUUUUUCCGGCUGGGCUUGGAGGGAAUGAGUGUAUGCGGCUGCGUUUUCGGCGUUGGCUCGGUGCUGGGGUCACGGUGGUAUUCCGCAUAGAGUCGACUUGCGCUCACGGCGGUGGUGGGAUGGUGUUCUCACACGCCCAUCAAGGACAACGGACUGUUUACAGGCUCACGAUAGUCUGGGGGAUCAUGUUGAGUCCCAGCAGAUUUGGAAUUGGAAGCGAACAGGUCGGCAGCGCUCGGAUUUGCAACGGCCAUCUUAGCCCUUGUCCGGCGGACUGGCUGGUUGUAUUUUCACAGCGACUCUGGCAUAUCUUUGGUGUUUGGCAGAGACUCUAUCUCUUGUCAAAGCAAUUUUGGAACAAGUCAUCACCUCUCUUCGGCGAUCUUCUCGGUAUCUGGGAGGAUCAUGAUCAGCCAUCGACAACAAAUACGAUUGAGGAGGGUUUGGAGGACUUGACAAAAAACAACACAGAAAACAGGAAAAGAUAUUUUUUUUGGGGAGCUCUGGGAGGAUUUGAUGGGUUUUCUGACUGAGCGGGUUUUUUUUUCGAAAGAUUUAAGCUUGGGCUUGGUGAACCGGUUGAGGCCUCUUGGGA
Molecule: messenger RNA, 3173 nt
Organism: Podospora bellae-mahoneyi
Lineage: Eukaryota; Fungi; Ascomycota; Sordariomycetes; Sordariales; Podosporaceae
Gene: DHH1
Product: DExD/H-box ATP-dependent RNA helicase dhh1
Exons: 5
Coding region: 1-1662 (553 amino acids)
Biological process (GO): negative regulation of translation; P-body assembly; cytoplasmic stress granule assembly
Cellular component (GO): P-body; cytoplasmic stress granule
Molecular function (GO): mRNA binding; RNA helicase activity; ATP binding
Source: RefSeq, a predicted model, not a curated record